CUGGAAGGUCAGGGCAGUUGUGAACCAAUGGAGACUGUAAAUGAAACAGAAGCAGGUGACAUUAGUAAAGGUGCAGUCAUUGCAAAGCAGGAGAAAAAUAAUGAAUCUUGGCUUCAGGACAUUGAUAAGUUGUCAGAAUCAACAGAUGGUGAUGGCGAAGAUGACACCAAUGAUGAAGAUAAUGAUGAAGACAGCAACCCUAGAAAGGAUAAUCAUGCCCCACUAGAGUUAAUGACAGAAUUCCUGAGAGCAGAAAUGGACCGAGACUACCAUCUGGCAAAAAAAUUAUGUCAGAUGAUCCUAAUCUAUGAACCAGAAAAUCCUGAGGCCAAAGAGUUUUUUGCACUUAUUGAAGAAAUGCUGCUGAUAGAGAAAGCUCAGAAUCUUAAGAAAGAAGAAGAGGAGAGUGAAGAAGACAGUAGCGAUGACAGUGAUGGAGAAAGCAGUGAGGAUGAGAGUGACAAGAGCUCCGAUGAAUGUGAAGAUGGCUCGUGA
Molecule: messenger RNA, 495 nt
Organism: Carlito syrichta (Philippine tarsier)
Lineage: Eukaryota; Metazoa; Chordata; Mammalia; Primates; Tarsiidae
Gene: ERICH2
Product: glutamate rich 2
Exons: 5
Coding region: 28-495 (155 amino acids)
Source: RefSeq, a predicted model, not a curated record